Molecule: messenger RNA, 3870 nt
Organism: Chinchilla lanigera (long-tailed chinchilla)
Lineage: Eukaryota; Metazoa; Chordata; Mammalia; Rodentia; Chinchillidae
Gene: Sorbs3
Product: sorbin and SH3 domain containing 3
Exons: 22
Coding region: 1213-3219 (668 amino acids)
Molecular function (GO): protein binding
Source: RefSeq, a predicted model, not a curated record
GCCCUGUGCCACACCUGUGCCACACCGGGGCUGGGAAGCGGGCAGAGUGAAUGGGGGAGCCAGUGGGCGCGGCCUUAGGGCUCACGUCAGAACCUCGGGAACAGCGGAAAAGCCGGGAGAUCAAACAAAUACCGUGUCUGGGAACGCCGGGACCCUCUAACCUCCUCCCCGCCCGUGGGACCCCACCCUCAUCCUCUUUAGGGGCGCGGCGCGCUCAGGGAACCGCUGCCUUGGACCGAUUUCCUCCCCGUGCUUGCACGUGUGUGAGCAUCUGCUCUUCGCCAGCGCACGCGCACGUGCGUUUGCUUGCACACACCCAGCCGGUGCUGGUUCGCGCACAACCUCUCCGGGAGCACGGGAAAGGGGAGGCGGCGAGACCUUCCGCCUGCAGGGCGCCCUUAUCUCGGUUCCACCCUGUCUGCUUCUCCCGGGCUGCCAGCGCCGUAUCUGGAACUCAAGGCCCGUUCUUGUUAAUCAUCCUGCCCCCUGUCCCGGCUCCGCCGCGCAGCAGCUCGCUUCCCACACCCUGGAAAUGUCGCUGGAAACUCUGAGUGGCCCUCGCCGGCCCGCCCGCCCCCUUCCCGACGCCAGCCCUACGGUGGGGGCCGGGGAAGGCAGCUGGGAACCCGAGCGAGCUCCCCGGGGACCCUCUGCGGCCCCUCCCGGCGCCGCCUCCUGGCCAGGCCGGCCCCUUCGGCAAUGGGCCACCAGCGUCCCCGCGGCGCGCCCCGACGGAGGGCACUCGCACGCCCCGCAGGAGGGAGGGAGGCUGCAGCCGCCCCUCCACUACCCCCGCCCGGCCCGGCCCACAGUCCUGAUCCGGACCCCAAACUCCGCCCGCCGCGCGACGCUCUCUGCCCGGCCUCCGUGCGCACCCCCUGGGCCUCCCUCUUCCUCCUCUCGCGCCCCUCCUGGCCGGGCGUCCUGACCCGGUCACGAGGCCGCGCCGGCCCGCGCGCCUCCCUGCCCUCCGGCUUCCAACGCGCGCGGCCGCUCCAGGCAGGAUCCCUACCGGGAUGCUCCUGAGCCCCCCGGCGGCCGCGAGCCCCACCACCUGGUCGCCGCAGAAGAGAAGGCAAACCUGGAGGAAGCAAGUCCCUGUCCCUGUAUGCUGGUAGCUGAAAAAUAGCUGGGAAAGCCAAAGGCCAAGUCCCAAGAGGACACGCACAGGAGCAGCUGGCACACCCGGCAUCCUCCAACCCUGACCCAAGCAUGCAAGGUCUGCCCUGCAACCUUCCUGCUGGGCUCAGCCUGGAUGACUUCAUCCCAAGCCACCUCCGGGCCCACGUAGGCUCAUCCCCCCGGGGGACACGGGUGCCUGUGAUCCGGAAUGGUGGCUCCAACACCCUUAAUUUCCAGUUCCACGACCCUGCGCCCAGGACUGUGUGCAAUGGCUACAUCCCAGCAACGAGAGAUGCUUCCCGACACCCAGACCCUGCCUGGUACCAGACCUGGCCGGGCCCUGGGAGCCAGCCCUCUUCAAGCCCAAAGACCCCCACCUCCCAGCAUGCCCAGAACUGGUCAGCCACGUGGACCAAGGACAGCAGGCAUCGGGACAAGCGCUGGGUCAAGUACGAGGGGAUCGGGCCUGUGGAUGAGAGUGGCAUGCCCAUCGCCCCCCGAUCUAGUGUCGACUGCCCCAGGGACUGGUAUCGGAGAAUGUUUCAGCAGAUUCACCGGAAAAUGCCAGACCUGCAGCAGGACUGGACCUUCCAGGACCCACCCAGAGUGAUCUCCUGUGCCCCCUCUGCAGACCCCAGGCAUCCAGGGUCCCAGCAAAGAUUUACCCGCAGCACUGGCACGGCCCCGACUUCCAGCGGCAGGAGAAGCUGGGAUCACUCCCAAGAGCUACCUAGAAGCACCUUCAGUUCUACUCCUGGGGCAGCGUCCUUGGGACUCCAGCGCCCAAAUCAGCAGGUGCCCAGACGCCGGGAAAAAGUGGACAGUGUCUGGACAGAAGACUCCUGGAACCAGUUUCUGCAAGAACUAGAGACUGGGCAGAAGCCCAAGAAGCCGCUGGUGGAUGACCCUGUUGAGAAGCCCUCGCAGCCCAUCGAAGUCCUGCUGGAGCGAGAACUGGCCAAGCUGAGCGCUGAGCUGGACAAGGACCUGCGGGCCAUUGAGACCCGCCUGCCGUCCCCCAAGACCUCGCAGGUGCCCAGACGGGCCCCGGAGCAGCGGCCCGCGGCCGGCCCCGCCCCGGCUUGGAGCUCCAGCUCCCCGCACUCGCCUUACUUGGGGUCCUCCCGACCCCUGAGCCCCCACAGAAUGGCGGAUGGAGGAGGAAGCCCCUUCCUAGGUCGUAGAGAUUUUGUCUACCCGUCCUCAGCCCUUGACCCCAGUGUCCCACAGCGGGGCAGCAGCCCGGCCAGGAAGGAAGAGAAGAAGAGAAAGGCUGCCAGGCUCAAGUUCGACUUCCAGGCACAGUCCCCCAAGGAGCUGACUCUGCAGAAGGGCGACAUCGUGUACAUCCACAAGGAGGUGGACAAGAACUGGCUGGAGGGGGAGCACCACGGCCGGCUGGGCAUCUUCCCUGCUAAUUACGUGGAGGUGCUGCCUGCAGAUGAGGUCCCCAAGCCCAUCAAGCCGCCCACCUACCAGGUGGUAGAGUAUGGAGACGCCGUGGCCCAGUAUACCUUCAAGGGGGACCUGGAGGUGGAGCUGUCCUUCCGCAAGGGGGAGCGCAUCUGCCUGAUCCGCAAGGUGAACGAGAACUGGUACGAGGGGCGCAUCACGGGCACGGGGCGCCAGGGCAUCUUCCCCGCCAGCUACGUGCAGGUGUGCCGUGAGCCCCGGCUCCGCGUCUGCGAGGACGGCCCCCAGCUGCCCGCGUCCCCCCGCCUGGCCCCCACUGCCCGCCUGGCCCCUCGCAGCCCUGCCGACCCAGCCGACUGGGGGGGCCACGCCUCGCCCCGCCGCACCGGCCUCUCCGAGCCCAGGCCCCAGGCCCAGAGUUUCAGCACUCCUGGGCCAGCUCUGUCGCACCCUCCAGGCUCCAGCCAUCCCUCGGACACCUCCUUGUCCAGCACCACGCAGAUCCACUGGACCCCAUACCGGGCCAUGUACCAGUACAGACCGCAGAACGAGGACGAGCUAGAGCUUCGUGCAGGGGACCGGGUGGACGUCAUGCAGCAGUGUGACGAUGGCUGGUUUGUGGGUGUCUCCCGGAGGACCCAGAAAUUUGGGACAUUUCCUGGAAAUUAUGUCGCCCCGGUGUGAAUGGUCUUUAUGGCAACUUGGAGCCAGCGAGGAUGGGGUGGGGUGGGAUGGGGAGCUGUAGCACUUUGCGGGGGGCAGGGCCCCCACAUCCUCCUCCCCCAAGACCUGCUCUGCCCGCAUGUGCGGAAACCCCAGCAGCCUCUGCUCGGAGCCCCUUCGGAGCCCCCUGGACUGAUUCCCACCCGCAGCUCACAGGCAUCUGACAGGCGCUCGGCCUUCUCCCCUCCCCAAAUACAGAGGUCUGCUUUGAAGUGGAGACUGUUUCAGGCCUUAUUGAGACCAGACCCGGGGCCCCACGUCCCGCCUGCCGCGCGUUCCCUCUGCAGGGACGGCGCCCAGCUUCGCCCCUGUGGAGUUCCUCUAACUGGAACCAGCCUAGGACCUGAUGGAGACCAAAGGCCGCCUGUGCCCGGAGGGGCCUCCCUCUUGCGCGCGGUCCCUUUGCCUUCCGGCCUCCAGCGGGGGCUGGGAGCGAGCGGGGACAGAGGCAGCAUCUUCGCAGCCUCCAGGGCCUCCUCUUCCCGGCAGCCACCGGGCCGCUCCAGAGGGCUCACAGGGGGACGGUUUGCUGUCCCCGCCACCCAGCUCUCCCCCAGCGUCCCUGCUCCUUCUGGACGAGAACAGAAAAUAAACCUGCGUAGCAGAGCCUUU